Messenger RNA from Parathielavia appendiculata, 6876 nucleotides. RefSeq lists its product as uncharacterized. Gene Ontology annotation, cellular component: mitochondrion. NCBI's taxonomy places the organism in Eukaryota, Fungi, Ascomycota, Sordariomycetes, Sordariales, Chaetomiaceae. Gene Ontology annotation, biological process: fatty acid biosynthetic process. Gene Ontology annotation, molecular function: metal ion binding; acetyl-CoA carboxylase activity; ATP binding. Bases 1 to 6876 code for a protein of 2291 amino acids. The transcript has 4 exons. The record is from RefSeq and is a predicted model, not a curated record.
AUGGGCGACCAGGACGGCCACGGCGCGCCAAAUGGCGUUAACGGUCUCGUUGUGCCCCAUACUAACGGUAGUGCCACCUAUGCCGAACAGAACGGGCUGCCCGCCCACUUCAUUGGGGGCAACAAGCUGGACAAUGCGCCUCCGUCCAAAGUGAAGGACUUCGUGGCAAGCCAUGGCGGCCACACGGUCAUCACCAACGUCCUGAUUGCCAACAAUGGUAUUGCCGCCGUCAAAGAGAUCCGGUCGGUACGGAAGUGGGCGUACGAGACCUUCGGCGACGAGCGGGCAAUCAAGUUUACCGUGAUGGCCACGCCCGAUGAUCUUCAAGCGAAUGCCGACUACAUUCGCAUGGCGGACCACUACGUCGAGGUCCCCGGCGGCACUAACAACCACAACUACGCCAACGUGGAGCUGAUUGUUGACAUCGCGGAGCGCAUGGAUGUCCAUGCCGUAUGGGCAGGAUGGGGUCAUGCAUCCGAGAACCCAAAGCUUCCCGAAUCCCUCGCAGCCUCACCCAAGAAAAUCGUCUUCAUCGGCCCUCCCGGCUCUGCUAUGCGGUCUCUGGGUGACAAGAUUUCUUCCACGAUCGUCGCCCAACACGCCGACGUGCCAUGCAUCCCAUGGUCUGGUACAGGCGUGAAGGAGGUCAGCGUCGACGAAAAGGGCAUUGUGACUGUCACCGACGAGGUCUACAAACAAGGCUGCGUGGAAUCUUGGCAAGAGGGGCUUGAGAAGGCCCGGCAGAUUGGUUUCCCAGUCAUGAUCAAGGCAUCCGAAGGUGGCGGCGGCAAGGGAAUCAGAAAAGUCGUGGACGAGAGCAAAUUCGAGGAGCUCUACAAGGCAGCGGCUAGUGAGAUCCCGGGCUCGCCCAUCUUUGUCAUGAAGUUGGCAGAUAGCGCCAGGCAUCUGGAGGUUCAAUUGCUGGCGGACCAGUACGGAAACGCCAUUUCGCUUUUCGGCAGAGACUGCUCGGUUCAGCGGAGACAUCAGAAGAUCAUCGAGGAGGCUCCCGUCACAAUCGCCAAGCCGGACACUUUCAAGGCCAUGGAGGAGGCGGCGGUUCGCCUCGGAAAACUCGUAGGUUACGUUUCGGCAGGAACGGUCGAGUACCUCUACUCUCAUGCCGACGACAAGUUUUAUUUCUUGGAACUGAACCCUCGUCUGCAAGUUGAGCAUCCGACCACCGAGAUGGUCAGCGGUGUUAACCUCCCUGCUGCUCAGCUUCAGAUUGCGAUGGGUAUUCCGCUGCACAGGAUCCGGGAUAUAAGACUUCUCUACGGCGUUGAUCCGAAAACGGCGACGGAGAUUGACUUCGAGUUCAAGAACCCCGAGAGCGAGAAGACCCAGAGACGCCCAAUGCCCAAGGGCCAUACCACGGCCUGCCGUAUCACUUCUGAAGACCCGGGCCAGGGGUUCAAGCCGUCUAAUGGUGUGCUGCAUGACCUGAACUUCCGUUCGAGUUCGAACGUUUGGGGCUACUUCUCGGUCGGCUCGGCCGGUGGCAUCCACAGCUUCUCGGACUCCCAAUUCGGCCACAUUUUCGCCUACGGCGAGAACCGCGCCGCCUCCAGGAAACACAUGGUCGUCGCCCUCAAGGAGCUCAGCAUUCGCGGCGAUUUCCGUACGACCGUUGAGUACCUGAUCAAGCUUCUGGAGACCGAGGCCUUUGAGGAGAACACCAUCACCACAGGCUGGCUCGAUGAGCUCAUAUCCAAGAAGCUCACUGCCGAGCGGCCCGAUCCCAUGCUCGCAGUCGUUUGCGGUGCCGUCACCAAGGCGCACAUCUCUAGCGAACAGUGCCUCGCCGAGUAUCGCGCAGGGUUGGAAAAGGGUCAAGUCCCCGCCAAGGACAUCCUCAAAACCGUCUUCCCUGUCGACUUCAUCUACGAGGGAUUCCGCUACAAGUUCACCGUCACGCGCUCCAGCACCGACAGCUACCGCCUUUUCAUCAACGGGUCCAAGUGCACUGUCGGUGUGCGUGCGCUCAGCGACGGCGGUCUUCUCGUCCUUUUGAGCGGCCACAGCCACAACGUGUACUGGAAAGAGGAGGUGGGUGCCACACGGCUCUCAGUCGAUGGCAAGACAUGCCUGCUGGAGCAGGAAAAUGACCCCACGCAGUUGCGGACGCCUUCCCCUGGCAAGCUCGUCAAGUACACCGUGGAGAACGGCGCCCACAUCAAGUCUGGUGAGACCUUUGCCGAGGUCGAGGUCAUGAAGAUGUACAUGCCUCUCAUUGCGCAGGAGGACGGUACAGUACAGCUCAUCAAGCAACCCGGUGCUACCCUGGAGGCUGGCGACAUUCUGGGCAUCCUCGCUCUCGACGAUCCCAACCGUGUCCAGCAGGCCCAAACGUUUGUCGGCCAGCUGCCCGAAUACGGCAGUCCCGUCAUUGUGGGCACCAAGCCUGCGCAGAGGUUUUCACUCCAAUAUAACACGCUCCGGAACAUCCUCCUGGGCUUUGACAAUCAGGUCGUCAUGGUCGACGCUCUGAAGGAGCUGAUUCAGGUCCUUCGUGACCCCCAGUUGCCCUACAGCGAAUUCUCGGCGCAGUUCUCGGCUCUCCACGCUCGCAUGCCCCAAAAGCUUGACGCCCAGUUCACUCAGCUUCUGGAACGUGCUUCUCAAAGGCAUGCCGAGUUCCCCGCCCGCAACCUCAUCAAGGUGUUCCAGAAGUUCCUUGACGAGAACGUUACAUCCCCAACCGAUGCCGAGCUGUUGAAGGCCACUCUUGCUCCGCUUACUGCCAUCCUGGACCAGUAUGCCGACGGGCAGAAGAUGCACGAGCUGAAGGUCAUCGGCGAUUUGCUGUCCCAGUAUGCGGAUGUCGAGCGCUUGUUCUCCGGACGGCGGCUGCAGGAUGAGGAAGUAAUCUUGAAGCUUCGGGACCAGAACAAGGACGACAUCCAAAAGGUUGUCCAGACCGUGUUGUCCCACAGUAGGGUUGCUGCCAAGAACUCCCUGGUCCUGGCUAUCCUCGAGGAGUACAGACCCAACAAACCGAACGUCGGUAAUGUCGCUAAGUGCCUGCGGCCUGUGCUCAGGAAGCUGGCCGAGCUCGAAUCCCGGCAGACGGCCAAAGUCUCUCUCAAGGCCCGCGAGAUUCUGAUCCAAUGCGCGCUUCCUUCUCUCGACGAGAGGAAAGCCCAAAUGGAGCACAUUCUUCGCUCGUCUGUUGUUGAGUCCCGGUAUGGCGAGACCGGAUGGGAUCACCGGGAGCCCAACUUGGACGUGAUCAAGGAGGUCGUCGAUUCCAAGUACACCGUCUUCGACGUGCUGACGCUAUUCUUUGCCCAUGACGAUCCUUGGGUGUCCUUGGCCGCUUUGGAGGUGUACGUUCGUCGCGCAUACCGUGCCUACGUCCUCAAGAAGAUUGAGUACCACCGCGACGAGACCGGUGCGCCCUCCUUUGUAUCUUGGGACUUUGCGCUGCGCAGGAUUGGCCAGUCCGAGUUUGGGUUCCCUGUGCAAUCUGGUGCUCCUUCAUCGCCCUCUACCCCGCUGGGCCACAUCGGGCGCAUCAGCUCCAUCAGCGACAUGUCCUACUUGUCCCACAGGACGCAGGAAGAGCCAACACGGAAAGGCGUGAUUGUCCCCUGCAAGUACCUCGAAGACGCCGAAGAGGUGAUGUCGAGGGCUCUGGAGUCGCUGCCGAUGGCCGGGAACCUCCGUAAGAAGAGCACCAGCAUGCUGACCGAGCUCAACGACAAGCGGCGGCCAACCGCGCUUAUCCGUACCGACAGCGGCAUCGACGAAUUGUCUGCCGUGGUCAACAUUGCUAUUCGUGACGCCGAGGGCCGCGGCGACCAAGAGAUGCUGAAGGACAUCAUGCCAUUGAUCAAGCAAUUCAAGGAGGAGCUCAAGGCACACAAGGUCCGUCGCCUCACAUUCAUAUGUGGUCGGAAUGACGGCUCGUACCCCGGCUACUUCACCUUCAGGGGACCUGAGUACGAGGAGGACGACAGCAUUCGUCAUAUCGAACCCUCCCUCGCCUUCCAGCUUGAGCUCGGCCGUCUUUCGAAGUUCAAGAUCAAGCCCGUAUUCACAGAGAACAAGAACAUCCAUGUCUAUGAGGGCAUUGGCAAGGAUGUCGAGAGUGACCGUCGGUUCUUCACGCGCGCCGUUAUUCGCCCAGGGAGACUCCGUGAUGAAAUCCCGACUGCCGAGUACUUGAUCUCGGAGGCUGAUCGUGUUAUCAACGACAUCUUUGACGCGCUCGAGAUCAUUGGGACUAGCAAUUCGGAUCUCAACCACAUGUUCCUCAACUUCACUCCUGUUUUCCAGCUCCAGCCCAAGGAAGUUGAGCACUCGCUACAGGGUUUCUUGGACCGGUUCGGCGUUCGUGGGUGGCGACUUCGCGUCGCCCAGGUCGAAAUCCGCAUCAUCUGCACGGAUCCGACAACCGGCAUGCCGUACCCCCUGCGUGUUAUCAUCACGAACACAUCGGGAUAUGUCAUCGAGGUCGAGAUGUACGCUGAGCGCAAGUCCGAGAAGGGCGACUGGGUGUUCCAUUCUAUUGGAGGGACCACCAAGAUUGGCGGCAUGCAUCUGAUGCCUGUCUCGACGGCCUACCCGACCAAGAACCACUUGCAGCCCAAGAGGUACAAGGCUCACGUUAUGGGCACACAAUAUGUCUACGACUUCCCUGAGCUGUUCCGCCUGGCCAUCCAGAACAGCUGGGCCAAUGCUAUUAAGGUUCAGCCGAAACUGGCAGAUUUGCAACCGCCAACUGGUGAAUGCAUCGACUUCACCGAGCUCGUCUUGGACGACCACGAUAACCUCGCUGAGGUGUCCCGCGAGCCCGGUAACAACACCUGUGGUAUGGUUGGCUGGCUGAUUAAUGCUCGCACACCCGAGUAUCCCGAGGGCCGCAAGUUUCUCGUCGUGGCCAACGAUAUCACGUACAGCAUCGGUUCGUUCGGGCCGAAGGAGGACCACUAUUUUUUCAAGUGCACCGAGCUGGCCCGUAAGCUGGGUAUCCCGCGCAUAUAUCUCUCGGCCAACUCGGGUGCCCGUUUGGGUCUCGCGAACGAGCUGAUGCCUCAUUUCAACGUCGCUUGGAAUGAUCCUGAGAAGCCUGAGGCAGGAUUCAAGUACUUGUACCUCAAUGAUGAGGCCAAGGCCCGAUUUGAGAACACCGUCAUCACCGAGGAAGUCACGGAAGACGGCGAGAAGCGCCACAAGAUUGUCACCAUUGUCGGUGCCGAAGAUGGCUUGGGUGUCGAGUGCUUGCGCGGUUCCGGCUUGAUUGCGGGUGCCACGAGCAGGGCUUACAACGACAUCUUCACAUGCACGCUCGUUACCUGCCGUUCAGUGGGUAUCGGUGCGUACCUUGUGCGUCUCGGCCAGCGUGCUGUUCAGAUUGAGGGUCAGCCAAUCAUCCUCACGGGUGCCCCUGCGCUCAACAACCUGCUCGGUCGCGAGGUGUACACAUCCAACCUUCAGCUCGGCGGCACCCAGAUCAUGUACCGCAACGGCGUCUCCCACCUGACCGCCACCGACGACUUUGCGGGCAUCUCCAAGAUUGUCGAGUGGAUGUCAUUCGUCCCGGAUAAGCGAAACAACCCGAUUCCUAUCCGGCCCUGCGUGGACAGUUGGGAUCGUGAUGUCGUUUAUACGCCGCCGCAGAAGCAGCCUUAUGACGUGAGGUGGAUGAUUGGCGGCAAGGAGGAAGACGACGGCAGCUUCCAGCCUGGCUUAUUCGACAAGGAUUCGUUCGUCGAGACACUGGGUGGCUGGGCUCGCACUGUCGUGGUCGGCCGCGCUCGCCUCGGCGGUAUUCCCAUGGGUGUCAUUGCAGUCGAGACUCGAUCCGUGGAGAACGUCACGCCGGCCGACCCCGCCAACCCCGACUCGAUCGAGCAGGUUGCCAAUGAGGCCGGCGGUGUCUGGUAUCCCAACUCGGCGUUCAAGACGGCUCAGGCCAUCAAUGACUUUAAUCACGGCGAGCAGCUGCCGCUCAUGAUCCUUGCCAACUGGCGUGGUUUCUCGGGCGGUCAGCGCGACAUGUACAACGAGGUUCUCAAGUACGGCUCUUUCAUCGUCGAUGCCCUGGUCAAAUUUGAGCAGCCCGUCUUCAUCUACAUCCCUCCCUUUGGCGAGCUCCGCGGUGGCUCGUGGGUCGUGGUGGACCCGACCAUCAACCCGACUGCCAUGGAGAUGUACGCAGAUGUCGAGGCACGUGGUGGUGUCUUGGAGCCCGAGGGUAUUGUGGGCAUCAAGUACCGUAAGGACAAGCAGGUUGAGACGAUGGCCCGUCUCGACCCCGUCUACUCCGACCUUAAGAAGCAGAUGGCCAAGCAGGGUCUAUCCAAGGAGGAGGCGGAUACCAUCAAGAAGCAGAUUGCGGAGCGGGAGCAGCGGCUCCUGCCCGUCUACGCCCAGAUCAGCCUGCAGUUUGCCGACCUGCACGACCGCGCUGGGCGCAUGAAGGCCAAGGGUGUCAUCCGGGAGGUUCUCGAGUGGCGCGAGGCCCGCCGCUUCUUCUACUGGCGCGUGCGCAGGCGACUUAACGAGGAGUACAUUCUGCGCCGCAUGAAGAAUGCGACGUCGGUUGCCGGCAAGGCCUCGGCUGACUCGGUCGAGGCUCGUAACCACCAUCUCCACCUUCUCGAAGCGUGGUGUGGCAUCCCCAACUUCGCCACGGAAGACCGCGCAGUGACCAAGUGGUAUGAGGAGAACAGGGCACGGGUGCAGGAGAAGAUUGAUGCGCUCAAGAAGGAGGCCAUUGAGGCGGAGAUGCGGGAGCUGGUGCGUGCCGGCACGGCGGAGAAUGCGGAUGCCACGGAGGCGGUGGCGUGGAAGGGGGUGCGCAACAUGUUACGCGUGAUGCCGGUGGAGGAGAGGGACAAGAUCCUUGAGUUCUUGAAGCAGGUUUAG